UAUACCGACUCCUACUGGAAGACCAGCCUACCUACAGCUGCAAGCAGCUGUUUUCAGUUUCUGACUGCAUUAGUUUAUGAAUGCCCUUCCAGUAGCAUUUUUGCACAUUGAUUUGAUAAAAGGUUGCCUACAUUUUUUUCAUGACUUUAAGCCUAGAACUAUCAGGGUGGUGUUAAAUCACUGAAAUGGUCCCAAACUAUUUAGGCCUUUAUGCUUUAGGAAUUAUUAAAGCACCCACUCCCAUUGCAAGUAAAAAUAGUAAUUAAUCUGGUUCCUUUUGCCAGGGUUGGCUCAAGAUGCACAGUAUAAAGAAGUCAGUCAUGUCAGUCUUGAUCAGAGAACAAUAACGAUGUGAAUACGUUAUGCCUCAUGAAUUGAGAAAGCGCACAUUCUUCACAUAUCAUUUUUUUCAUAAUAUUUUGAGAUCCAUUGCACAACGGCUGACGGAAGGGAAAUUUUGAUUAGUGCAAUACUAAUUAUACAAGACAGAAAUAUGAUAGCCACUGCACCGUAACAGACUGAGACAAACAAGCACCUCCACUCCGAAUAAAAUACUAGGCCUAUCCAUACAUUAGGCCUAUACAAGAUCGAUAGCCAAAGCUAUUUGUGUGAAUAUAUGCUAUAUACAGGCAACCAUUUUCGACCAACAGAUGAGCCGCAUCGCAGCGGAGAUCGGUUGUGGACGUUAGGUGAUUUUUGUGCCAAGCACAGCCUCCGCCAGCCCCACCCUCCCGCCUCAUGUGCUUGCAGGUUUCUGUUCGAUUGUCUGUGCGCGUUGCCGUGCGUGCGCGUCGGUGCGAGCACCCGCAGCAUCAGUAACACAAAGAGGGUCGAAGAGCUGUGGCUGGGAGAUACAAGGCGCGGUGGGCAACUUCAAGACCGAUUUGCGGGCAAACAAGAUCACUUAUAAGAGAGGCGACGACAGGGCAAAUUCCAGCCGUUCAGACGCCUGUUUGGGAAGAGGAAGAAGAAGGCAGCAGAGCAGGACUUCAAUACAGCAGAGCUGAAGGCUAUAGCUUCUCCACAGGGGAAGUGUCUAACGGAGUCAUCUCAGAUGAUGAGGAGACCAAUCAACAUCUGAGGGAGCUGAACCCCAUUGGGUCUCAAGCCCUCUCCCACGACAGUGUGUUUAUCCCAGAAGAAGCAUUACAGGAGCUCAGCCCAGAACAAACCAUGUCCCAGGAAAACGUCCCCGAUAAAGUCAGGAACUUGCAGCGGCAGAUAGCACAGAAUAUCAAGUUUGGCCAGAAGCACCCCUCUCUGAGGAAGAGUGAAGGAGACGAGGGCAGCUCGGAUGAAGAGGAGGUGCCCAAUAGCCCUCUGAGGGUCUUAGCCCAAGUGGAGGCUGAGCCAGUGGACACAGAGCCAAAGGAAGAGAAUGAAAAUGAGGCCGGUGAGAGCCAUGGAGCUCCCCAGGCUGAAGCCCCCAGCUCUCCAGUGAAAUCUUCCAGGUCCAAACAAGUUCUUCCAGCCAUCGGCACCAUUGAGUCCAUCAACCUGGAUGAAGUCUCACAGUCUGUCCCUCGGCUGGACAACACCGCUGCCAAGCAUAAGCUGUCUGUCAAACCCAAAAACCAGAGGAUCUCCCGCAAGCACCACCGGUAUACACAGGAUCUGCAAGAGGUGGAUAUCCCUGGCAUACAGCAGGAGGAGAAAGAUGCAGCAGACAGCCAACACAGGAACGCUGAGGAGGAGACACCCCCAGAGAAAACCAAGAAGCAGAAACUGCAGGAGGAGGAGAGAUGGGAGUCCAGGACAAAGAGAGAACUGGCGGAACAGAGGCACAGAGAGGAAGAGGAAGAUAGGAAGAAGAAAGCAGAGGAGUGGCGGCUGUGUGAGUUAGAGGAGGAGCGAUGUUGCGAACAAGAGGAGGGACGUAUACUUAAAAAGGAGGAGGAAAGGAGGCAGAGAGAGGAUAUGGAGAGGAGGAUGAAAGAAGAAGAGGAGAGGAGGAUGAAAGAAGAAGAGGAGAGGAGGCAGAGAGAGGAUAUGGAGAGGAGGAUGAAAGAAGAAGAGGAGAGGAGGCAGAGAGAGGAGAUGGAGAGGAGGAUGAAAGAAGAAGAGGAGAGGAGGCAGAGAGAGGAGAUGGAGAGGAGGAUGAAAGAAGAAGAGGAGAGGAGGCAGAGAGAGGAGAUGGAGAGGAGGCAGAGAGAGGAGAUGGAGAGGAGGAUGAAAGAAGAAGAGGAGAGGAGGCAGAGAGAGGAGAUGGAGAGGAGGCAGAGAGAGGAGAUGGAGAGGAGGAUGAAAGAAGAAGAGGAAAGGAUAGAGAAAGAAGAAGAAAGAAGGAUGAGAGAGGAUUUGGAGCUUAUGCAACGAGAGGAGAAGGAGAGGACACUGGAGGAAGAGGAGAAAGAGGAAGAGGAAAGGAGUAGGAAAGAAGAAGAGGAGAGGAAGCAGUGUGAACUGGAGGCAGAGCGUCUUCGUGUAGAUGAGGAAAAGAGACUAAAAGAGGCAGAAGAGGAGGAGAGAAUGACAAAGCAGGUGAAGAAAAAGAGAAAACUGCUUGCAGAGGAGGAGAGGAAGAAAAAUGAGGUGGAUGAGGAGGAGAAGAGGCUGUGUGCAGAAGCAGCUGCGAGCAGCUCUGACCCUGAGAGGAAGAGGAGGGCAGAGGAGGUGCGCUGGAGAGAGAUGGAGAAGAGACAGAGGCCGUUCACCGUCAAAGGGUCCUCUGGGGAGAAGCAGAUCCUGUUCCAGAAGGUCAACCUAACGCCUGUUAUACCGGCCUCCAGUCAGCAGGGGAGCGCUGUGACUGAACACAGAGAGAGAGCCAAGGCCUCAUCGCUUGGAGGAGCUGAUUCCCCCACCCUCCUGUCCUCUCAGUAUGUCUGCCACACAGCCAUCCUGGUGACAGGUGCCCAGCUAUGUGGGACCGCUGUCAACCUGGACCAUAUCAACGAAAUCGCUUGUAAGUCUCUCCUGGGUCUGGCAGAUGAAAAGAAAGCUGCCAUGGGAACCCCACCACCAACCAAGAGCAAGACCCCACCAGUAUGUAAGUCUGGAAAAACCAAAUCCCUCAGUGAGUCCACAGACCAGUCCAGUGCAGCCGUUCUUGCAGAGUGGGCCAGUAUCCGCUGCAAGAUAUUUAAAGGGGCAGAGGAGGGGAAGUAUGAGGAAUACCCAGACCCCCAUAGCCAAAGCCGACCCAGCAGUGAGGACCAGAGUCCGUUCUCCCAUACCAACCUCAGGAAGACCAUGUCCGCCAGCGCCAAGUUCUCCAUCACUCCGGCCAGGAAGAUGUUUGCCGACUCCAGCAGGAACUCUGAGGUGUUGAAUCCGGAAGAGAAGGCAGGAGGAAGCCCAGCCUCUGCUCUCUCCAACACCUCCUCCAGCACCUCUGUUCCCUCUGCAGCCUCACCAGCCCCAGGCAGCAAAGCCCAGAGCAGGGGUGGUAAGACCGUCCGGAUCGCAGACAGAAAAGGGGAGUGCAUGUUUGCCAAAGACCUCCCAUCGUUCAUAGUCCCCAGGUCUUCUCAGUGGUCCCCCAGACCUGAGGGGUCAGUGACAGACGCUGUGAGCCUGGGAGGAGAAUCAGAGGACUCUGACGGCCGGGAGGAAGGGAGGGAGCAGGGCCAGCCCUCUCCGUUUGGGAUCAAGCUGAGGAGGACCAACUACUCCCUCCGCUUCCACAGUGAUCAGUCGACUGACAAGAGGAAGAAGAGGUACAGCGCCGGUGACAGCUUCAACGGUGUUCCCUCACCUCUGACCCCCAUUGACCCUGACUCUGACACCUCAGUUUUCUCUGAUAGAUCCAGCCCUGCGUCUCCAUUCAGAGAGAGCAUACCCGGGGUAAAGCCUGGACAUAUGGUUGUAUCUCUUCCAAAGCCCCGGGCCAAAGCAGGCAAGUCUCCCACGCCUUCCAUGCACAGCGAGGAGGAGAAGCCUUCCAAACCCUCACUCUACCAAAGACCGAGCACAUCCCCUAAACCUGCUACCCCUCCCCCCUCUCCACUCCCCAAGGUGGGCAGAGGGGGUUCAAGCGAUGCAGUGGUCCAGAGGACGAGGGUGGGGGCUGAUUCAGCUGGCCAUGAGGAGCAAGAUGAGAGGAGGGAAGAAACCUCAGCUGUGGCCCAGCUCCACAGGAACGGCCAGGGACAGGGCCAGGGGGGUCAGAGGGAGGAGGAGCCCAAGGAGAAGAGGUCCUUCUUCCCCUCCAUCAGUAUGCCCUGGAGGGAGAAGGCUGACAGGAAAACGGAGCUCAUCAGGAAAGAGGGGAAGCCAUCGCUGCAGAGCAAGCACUCGUUAGACAGCGUACGGGUCCAGGACAAGGAGGCGGGGCCUCCGUGGAUCACUCUGGCGCUGCAGAAACAAAAGGGCUUCAAAGAGCACCAGCAGAGCCGAGACGAGCGCCGCAGCAAUAGAGAGGCCAAACUGCCUGAGAAACAGGCCAAGGACAAAGACAGCUGUGUGUUGGUUAGUCCUUCAGAAGGUAAGGGGAGUGGAAACACCAACCCUCCCAAAUCACAGACACCGGAGGAGGCCAAGAGACCAGACACCCUCCUGGGCUGCUUUGAGCGCCGGGACCACCUGAAGAAAGCCAACACUCUGCCCAGCACAGUCACAGUUGAGAUUGCAGACUCCACACCAUCGCCCCCUGCAGUGAAGGAGGUGACCAAGCGCUUCCCGUCCACUGACUCUCCCCAGGUGUCCACUGAGCCGGCCUGGUUAGCUCUGGCCAAGCGCAAGGCCAAGGCCUGGAGUGACUGCCCUCAGAUCAUCAAAUAACCUCCUCUCUAACCUCUACACUGCAUCAGUACUGUACACACACUGCCCAUGAACUAUGACCCCUGUCCCAAACCCUCCCGACCUCUCCUCUCUGCCCCUGAUCUGCCCCUGCACUCUAACCUCAACCCAAGCCUCCCCCUAUUUCACCAUAACCAUGUACUUGUAUGAUUAAAAGUGUGUUUCACAUUCAUAAUAUAAACACAGUCACACAUUUACAAACACGAACACUCAGUACAAGCAUGCACUUAUACAAACACCUGAAAACACAAAGUUUAAGAUUACCUGGCUGUAUGUUAUCAACUAUAUAAUAUCUUCCAACAAGUCAAAAGAUCCUACUGUAGCCAAUCAUGGCCACUGCUGGCCUUUGAAAUAGCCAAUCCCAACCCUUACUUCCCAACAGUAGCCAAUCAAAGCACCACGGCUGUAAAUAGAUCAUGCACUUAACAUAAUACAAGAAAAAAAAGCUUAUGUAUUGAAAAGAUCAAUCCCACAGGUCUGAAAAGGGAUAUAGAUUCUUCAUUCAAGGGUACUUUGGGAACAGUGUUUUAAGGGCUACCAGUAACCAAUAAACCAACAUGACAUAUGAUCACCCAGUUGUAUCACCCUUAGAACCACAAUAUUUAUGUUACCUUAUCUCGUGGGUAUUAUUUCAAGCACUGAUUUUAACAGUGAUAAAACAAUAUAUUUGUAAUCUCUGAGCCUUGUCUGCGUUGUACAAAAGCUUUUUUUUUAUUUUUUACUUGUAUUCAAAAGCAGUACUUAGUAUAACUAUUCUCACUGUGCCCGUGAUGACUGUGACAGCUGUCUAAGAUACUAUAUUGCAGAAAAAAAAGAGAAAAAAAAUCCCUUAACAAAGUUGUUUGAAAAUCACCGCAGUUUGUAAAAUAACACUAAAAUCUGUCAGAAUCAAAUGUCAACUGCACUGAAACACAGCACUAAAGACCAAGGUUCAAGUGGUUGAAUUGCACAGUAUUCUCACCAUUCUAAUGUGUCAUGGAUUUUGCUUUGCUAUGGAAAGAGACUACCUGCCUGCUGUAACAUCCCAUGUGCUCAAGUCACUGCUAAUGUGAUGAUCCAUAAGGCCUUUACAUGGUCCUCCAGCAUUUGGAAAGUCACAUUCUCUGAAUCCCAUCAUUGGACAAGUUAAACUCUAUCACAUCCUCUUAAUUUACCUCAAUGUGAUUUGAACCAAUCAGCCCUGCUGUGAGAACCUCUGCUGGGCUGUCUGUUGGUGACUGACAGCGUAUGGAUAUUUCUUCCAUCAUUAUCUUCCUCUCACUACUCAAUGUAAUGAUCUGUAUGUAUGGAUGUAAGUAUGGAUGUAUGUUAGAGGUGGUUUUACCAGGACAUUGGUCAGAAAAAAGCCUGUAAGGCAUUUUCAUUUGGUCGUGUGCAAUAGUGUAGUAUACAAAGUGUUGUAUGUAAAAAUAAUUGGGGUAAUAAUUGCACUUUUUUGUCCCACUUAAAAAAGGUAUUCAUGAGAACAUCUUUAAAGUGAUGCAAAUGUUAUGAAUUAUAAAUUAAAUACUGAUG
Messenger RNA from Oncorhynchus tshawytscha (Chinook salmon), 6255 nucleotides. RefSeq names its product capping protein inhibiting regulator of actin dynamics-like. The transcript has 9 exons. NCBI's taxonomy places the organism in Eukaryota, Metazoa, Chordata, Actinopteri, Salmoniformes, Salmonidae. Gene Ontology annotation, biological process: negative regulation of barbed-end actin filament capping; maintenance of gastrointestinal epithelium. The record is from RefSeq and is a predicted model, not a curated record. Bases 1174 to 4722 code for a protein of 1182 amino acids.